GGCUGCUGAGACUCACUGGCAACGUUUGCCCCGGUUUUCCCCUGUUCCACCAUGGAUCGGGAGAAUGGAGAGUCCGGGAAAGGGACGUGGAAAAAGCAAGUCGACGAUAUCAAGAAAAUAUUUGAAUUGAAAGAGAUCCUCGGAACCGGGGCAUUCUCUGAGGUGGUGUUGGCCCAGGAGAGGUCUACAGGAAAGAUGUUUGCUGUGAAGUGUAUCCCCAAGAAGGCCCUGAAGGGGAAAGAGAGCAGCAUCGAGAACGAGAUCAACGUGCUCCGCAAAAUCAAGCAUGAGAACAUAGUAGCUUUGGAAGACAUCUAUGAGAGUUCCAACCACCUCUACCUGAUCAUGCAGCUAGUGUCGGGGGGUGAGUUGUUUGACCGUAUCGUGGAGAAGGGGUUCUACACAGAGAAAGAUGCCAGUACGCUCAUUAGACAAGUGCUAGACGCUGUCGACUACCUCCACAAGUUGGGCAUCGUCCACAGAGACCUGAAGCCAGAGAACCUGCUGUAUUUUAACCCCCAGGACGAGUCUAAGAUCAUGAUCAGUGACUUUGGUCUGUCCAAGAUGGAGGGCAGUGGGGACGUCAUGUCGACCGCGUGCGGCACGAACCAGGGAUACGUGGCUCCAGAGGUUCUUGCUCAGAAGCCCUACAGUAAGGCAGUGGACUGCUGGUCCAUCGGAGUCAUUGCAUACAUCCUGUUGUGUGGCUAUCCUCCAUUCUAUGAUGAAAAUGACUCCAAGCUCUUUGAGCAGAUCCUCAAAGCAGACUACGAGUUUGAUGCACCGUACUGGGACGACAUAUCUGAUUCAGCCAAAGACUUUAUCGGCAGUCUGAUGGAGAAAGACCCGGCGAAGCGCUUCACCUGUGACCAGGCCCUCAGACACCCAUGGAUCGCUGGGGACACAGCCCUCUGCAAGAACAUCCACGAGUCUGUGAGCAGACAGAUCAGAAAAAACUUUGCUAAGAGCAAAUGGAGGCAAGCCUUCAAUGCCACUGCAGUGGUGCGACACAUGAGGAGACUGCAGUUGAGCAGCAGUAUGGGCCACAGCAUGGACAGCUCUCACCCUCACCCUCCUAACAGCCGGGCUGCACAGAUGCAGAACCAAAGGAACCAGGCCAACCAGAACCAGGCCAACCAGACUCCCAACCAGACCCCUAGCCAGAGCUCUACUCAACCCUCUCUAAGUCCAAGCCAGACUCGGAGCCAGAACCCUAAUGCAGCCAUUAUGAAGAGCUUUUCUGUGGACUCACCUCACAAGGACUGUGCCCCAGCUACUCCCACCCCCUGCAGCCUGGCAUCUGCAGCCUCCUCCUCCCCCUCCGGGGGGACGGAGCUCACCCGGCCCCACCCCUCUACUGUUGCCACGGUACUAACAGAGACUAAGUGACGCCAGGUCCCGCGGGGGACCAGCUGGGAGGCUACGGCACUGUGAGAGAGAGAGCGGAGCGAAAACCGCACCCUCCCUUUCCUUACCGUGCCCCUACUACCCCCUCCCAGCCUGCCCCCCGCCCUGCCCCUCCCCCAUGCUGCAUCUGGGAGGACUGGGAGAGCAGAGGACUCUAAACCCAUUACACCAAUAACAACAUGCCAUACUCACCUUGGACACGCCCAUUGUGUCGAUUCUGUUGAACCACACCCACUCCGAGAGCAUUACUGAUUGGUUUACCUUUGAGUGUUUGUUUCUGUCAGAGACCAUGAUGAGUGAAGUGGGUGUGUUUUCAGAAGCUUCUUUCGAAUUGGGUGUUGUCUAUGUCAGUCAAACUCAAUUUCCCUCUAGUUUUUCCUACAUCUUCUAUAAGGUUCUACUUGUGAGUUUUUAAAAUUCUGUUUAUUUUCUAUAUUUCAUCCGCUGGGCUAACAGUUACCAACUGGAUUAUUUUUCAUUUCUAUUUUCUUGCGCUUUUUUUCCAUGUUCAUGUUGAUUUCUCUUAGUUUGCGUCCAUGUUAAAGACGUGCUUUAAAAGUACCAUAAGACUGUUGAGUGAUGUUUCAUGAGUAAGCGCUUUAUCUAUUUGCACAUGAGGUUUGGACGCGGUUUCAGACGUAGAUAAUGUGUGUACAGCCACCAAGUUAGACUCCUCAUCUACGUGAAUUUAUCAGAAAGAGAAUGUAAACUGUAAAAUGCCUAAAAUGGGGUCAGAGCAUUGUACAACAUCUUUGUUAAGGGAAACAUGCACAAUGUUUAAUUAUUGUCUUACUUUAGAAGACUUUCAUAAUGACCAUCCUAUAGGGGACGCAUAUACAGUAUAUUAUGAAACACACUGCAGGUUUAGGAUAGAGUUGGAGAGUGCUGUUAGUUUUAACCAUCACCAGUUACAUGUGGGGUUUCCCACCCUAAAGAUCAGGGGCUACAGGUAGGAAACCAGGCACUUCCAAAUGGACCUCAGAAAAAGUCCAUGUAGAAGAGCAGCCAUUUCUGUAGUGUCGUGUAAGCAUGGGAACCCCUGACCUACAGUAUCAGUUUCCCACGAUCCAAGAUGGUGGAGCUGUUGUCUCUACCCCCAUCCCUUUUACAAAGCCAUGACCUCACCACAAGAGCCAUCAUCAUGAUGACAUCAUCAAUCGGCACCCAGUACACAAGUUCUCAGGGAUUUGGACUGGGUGCCGUGGUGACCCUUGUUGCUGUAGAAACCACUUGCGAGCACAGAUUUGUCUACAGAGUGUCCAGUGGUCUGCCUCUGUUAAAUGCAAGUCCAACGAUCCCUUUAUGUCAUUGUAAUGUCUAGCCAAAGCAGUCUUGAAACAGAGAACAUGAGGACAAACUGAUUUUACCCGAUUAAAAACGGAUGGUUAGCUAUGAGCUAGACCUAUAACCCUGGCCGAUCCCCACUGAGAAAUGGAUUGUUUUGAAACUUAAGGGCUGAACUCUGAUAAUCUGGAGAAAGAUGACCGAAGACGAGAUGUUUUCGAUUUCUCUCCCCCUUGCCUUCUCCUUUCUUCUCUGUCCCAUCCCUCCCCUCCCUCCUUCUUCUUUCUUCUCUGUCCCAUCCCUCCCCUCCCUCCUUCUUCUUUCUUCUCUGUCCCACCCCUCCCCUCUCUCCUUCUCCUUUCUUCUCUGUCCCACCCCUCCCCUCUCUCCUUCUCCUUUUCUCUCUGUCCCACCCCUCCCCUCCCUCCCUCUCUUUUUCUUUCCAGUUUCUUUAAGACCAGUUCACUGUAUACUGUAGAAGUUUCACCCAACACUGGGACUGUUACGCUCAUGACACCAGGGUCCCCUAACCAGACAAUGGCCAGACACAGCAUGCAUAUAGCCUACAUUUAGGGGUCAUAAUGCAGUAUUAUUACCUGGCUUCGUGGUGCCGGGUCAACCAUCAUUAAGAGUGAUGUCAUGGACUGGAUUCUUUUAGGGGGUGGGUAGACUUUACUUUAGGGGUCUGUUUUUGUUUAUUUAUUUAUUUUUUAUCGAGGCAAACAUUUUUUUCUGAUAUGAAUGAAUAUAUUUGUUGAAAACGUCUUGUAAAUAAAUUGUGAAUAUGAAUGAUAAUUUUUAAGAUAACCUUUGCGAAUUUUGUGCAGUGCCGGCGUGUGUGUGGGGGGGUUGAUUGUAUUUUCUUUGGAAUGUUUAAUGUGUUUUAAAUGAGCUACAGCCCCCCCCUCACCCCUCCAUCCCACACCAUACUGGGCUUUGAUACCACGAUAUUCAGAGCAUACUGUACCAAACACUCAGUAACUGCCAUCUACAGAGUUACCAUGGAGAUAACGCCAUCCGCAUUCUAAACAAUAUCUGAUCAACAAACAAAAAAAUGUAAAAGUAAACUCAGGCUUUAGUUUGCAAUGUGUGUAAACGUUGAAGCUUUGACUGAUACGACAUCCACUGUUAUGGAGCUGUGCUUUUUUUAAUGUAUUUUUUUUAUACACGUAUCUGCCUAAGUCAUCGGUCGUCCACUUUUCCCCCUUUCUCACUGACACUACGGCAACAGGCAUCACAACACACCUAAACACAUGCCCAUGAUCAACUGUCAUGAGAAAAAAAAAUCCCACAAUGCAUCACAAGGUUUUUCUGAAGAUGAAAUGCAAAGCAUGUUGAGAAGUGCUUAAAGAAAUCCACCUCCACAAGUGUUUGCAUUAACUUUAUAUGCCAUUGUAUGAUGUUUGUAUCUGUAUCUAAAGAAGAAGAUCAAUGUGUCCAUAGAGAGCAGAGUAUUGUUGGGGACCACUGCAUCUCCCUGUGGGUUCCUGUGAGGUCCAGAGCCCGGGGAAUGGGCCUUAUUUACUCUGCAUGUGACCAAAACAAACGUCCAUCUUGUGUGGCGGUCUCUCACUAACGACUCCUGGUAGAUGUCCCCUUUAACCACAGAUCUAGGAUCAGAAAACUCUCCCUUAAUCUAAACCUUAACCGUUAGAUACUAACAUAAACAUAGAUCUCGGAUCAAAAUAGCUUCCCUAAAUCUGAACCUUAAUCAAUAGAUACUUACAACCGUAGAUCUAGGAUCAGAAUAACCUCCUUUGAUCUGAACCUAAGCCAUUAGGGGGAUGAGAAAAUAUCUGACCUUGUAUCAGUGGUAAGGGGCAACUUUCGUCCUACUUCGUUAAGCAGACACCUCCUUCCAUUUUGUGUGGCAGAGUGAGUUGCCCUGCCACUCUUACUGUGCUGUGAUGACCUUCUGUUAUGGGGCUUGUAUAUCCGAUGCCUUCGACAAUCAUGUGCACAUAUCAGUUACCAUGACGAUGACAGAAGCCAGAAUGACUGAGUUGGGUUUUUUCUCUCCUGAAAUAAAUCCUGAACGAUCAUAAAG
Messenger RNA from Oncorhynchus gorbuscha (pink salmon), 4738 nucleotides. RefSeq names its product calcium/calmodulin-dependent protein kinase type 1D-like. The record is from RefSeq and is a predicted model, not a curated record. Gene Ontology annotation, molecular function: ATP binding; calmodulin binding; calcium/calmodulin-dependent protein kinase activity. Gene Ontology annotation, cellular component: intracellular anatomical structure; cytoplasm. The coding region runs from base 52 to 1389 and encodes 445 amino acids. Gene Ontology annotation, biological process: peptidyl-serine phosphorylation. NCBI's taxonomy places the organism in Eukaryota, Metazoa, Chordata, Actinopteri, Salmoniformes, Salmonidae. The transcript has 12 exons.